AUGUCUACAGAAAUUAUAAUGGCUGUUAUUAUGAAUCUUUUACUUCUUUUGUUGUCAGCAGCCCUAGUUCGUUCCGGUCCAAGUAUGUUGCCUCUCAAAUCUUUUAAGAUAAGUGGAAAUGUAACGUACGAUUGCAUUGAUAUUUACAAUCAACCAGGGCUUGAUCAUCCAUUACUCAAAAACCACACAAUCCAGAUGAAAUCAUCAAUUUCGAGAUCUGAAUUUAAAAAUCCAACUGACAACGACAAAACAUAUAAGAAGAAAAUUAGAUGUCCAGACGGAACCGUUCCUAUAUUAAGAAAUUCAAAAGAUUACAUAACAAACCCACAAUAUUUUCAUCCCCUCUCACAGAAUCGCCCUGAAGCACAUAUUGCUGGAGUACGGUCAAAUAAUGGUCCAUUUCGUGGUAUAGAAGCUUGGUUUAAUGGUUAUGCAUUAAACAUCAGCACAGAUGAAGCCUCAUAUAGUGAAAUAUAUAUAGGCAGUGGAUCGGAUAAAGAGGUCAAUUUUAUCUCAGCAGGUUUUAUGAUAAAUCCAAGUAUAUUCGGUGAUGGACGUGUUUGGACAUAUGGAUUUUGGCAUGGUAAAGAUGGGAAAGGAUGUUACAAUACCGUUUGUCCAGGGUUUGUUCAAGUUUCGCAUGAGGUUCCCUUAGUCGAACCCUUUGACCUUAAGCCAGGAGUCCCUGUCUGGUUGCGUUGUUCCAUCUAUCAAGAUAAACAAACAGAAAACUGGUGGUUAACAUUUUUGUCAAAACCUAAUGUAGAUAUUGGUUAUUGGCCAAAAGAGUUAUUUAACCUUAUAAAUAAUGGUGCAAAUGUCGUUGGAGUUGGAGGUGUGGUUCAGGCUUCUCCUUCAGGUUCAAGCCCUCCGAUGGGUACUGGUAAAUUUCCAACCGGGGACCGAAGAGCAUCAGCAAUGUUUACAAACAUUGAAGCCUUAAAUUCCAACUAUGAGCAGCGUAAAAUCAGUUCUUUUCAUAUGGAGAAGUUGCUAGAUAGUCCAAAUUGUUAUGGGCUAAGAAUUGGUACGGUAAAACCAUUCCAUCGUACUCUACUCGGUUACUUUUUCAAUUAUGGUGGCCCGGGGGGAAACUCUUGUGGAGUUUGACAUUGCAAAUGUAAUUGUUAAAGUA
Camelina sativa (false flax) is the source of this 1135-nucleotide messenger RNA. RefSeq names its product protein neprosin-like. The record is from RefSeq and is a predicted model, not a curated record. Lineage: Eukaryota; Viridiplantae; Streptophyta; Magnoliopsida; Brassicales; Brassicaceae.